UAGUGUCUUCACGGGAAAUUAAUGGCUUAAAUAGAUUUUCCCUUCCGCAAAAAAAUUUAAUUCUGGCUAUUUAAAUUGUGUAAUGAAGAUAAUAAAUUAUAUAAUUACAUAGAAUAGAAUAUAUUUCAUAAACAUUCAUCAUGUCGUCUAGUCGCUCUAAAUCGUCUAUACUUGACAAGCCUCUGAGCAAGGGAAAAGGAGAGAUCUCACUUUCUAUUUACGCCCUCUUGUUUUCAGAAAUUGUACAAUAUUGCCAAAAUCGUUCGCAUUCCAUUCAUGAAUUGCAAAAUAAAUUGUCAGAUAUUGGUCAAGAUGUUGGUACAAGGCUAUUAGAUCUCUAUUUCGUCAGAGAAAGAAACAGCAAGAGAGAAAUCAAACUCCUAAACAUGUUGCUUUUUGUUAAAUCCACGCUAUGGAAGACCUUAUUUGGAAAAGAAGCUGAUAAGCUGGAACAUGCUAACGAUGAUGAAAGAACAUACUACAUCAUCGAAAAGGAUGCUUUGGUGAACAAAUUCAUAAGCGUGCCGAAAGACAAAGGCUCACUAAAUUGUGCGACUUUUAACGCGGGAAUCAUUGAGGCCGUGCUGACAAAAAGCGGAUUUCCUGCAAAAGUAACCGCUCAUUGGCACAAGGGUACCACAUACAUGGUCAAGUUUGAAGAUUCCGUCAUCGCCAGAGACAAAUCGCUCGAUGAUCGCUAAAUUGAUGUGUUAUAAAAAUUAAUUUAUUACUCUAUGGAAUUAACGCCUAGUUUACACGAGCUUAGCUGGUUUGAACGUGGCCAUUCAGUCUUUUCAAGACUGUUGGCUCUGUCUACCCCGCGCAACUGAUAUAGACGUGACCGUAUGUAUGUAUUAGCUGGUUUAAACGUAUAGUAAGAUCCUACCCCGUAGCAUGGCACGCGCGACGCCAUUUUUAACGCGCGAAAAUCUAUCACUGUUCCGUUUGUUCUAGCGGCAAGUCUGCCUACCAUACAUACAUACAUAAAAUCACGCCUCUUUCCCGGAGGGGUAGGCAGAGACUACCUCUUUCAACUAUCUCUGCAUACUUCCUUAUUACCUCCAAUUUAUUUAUUUAAAUUUAAUUGCAUACAAAAAUACUGCGGAGUUUCAAAUUACCCCUUUAUCGUUUAUGUGCCGAUGGGAGUCACUUUGUGUAAAAACCAAACACGCCCAAUUCCAGAACACGGUCAAUAGACGCACCCCGGUCUCUUCUUCAGAGAGAUGAGGAUGUUAUUGGGACUAAUUCUGUUAUGGAGAAGGAACUUGUCCCACGGGACUGCUGGGACAAGUCGUCCCAAUUGUCCCAUCAUGAAACAAUGGGACUAGGUUUGUUGAUAAAAGAGGAUAUUCUGAUGAUUAAGUGAAUGUAAAUUAGGCGUCACAGUACUGAUUUCUUUAGUUUUAAGCUUAAAAAUAAAAAUGUUUCUUUUA
Messenger RNA from Amyelois transitella, 1433 nucleotides. RefSeq names its product trafficking protein particle complex subunit 5 (gene Trs31). The record is from RefSeq and is a predicted model, not a curated record. Bases 141 to 701 code for a protein of 186 amino acids. Gene Ontology annotation, cellular component: TRAPPIII protein complex; TRAPPI protein complex; TRAPPII protein complex. NCBI's taxonomy places the organism in Eukaryota, Metazoa, Arthropoda, Insecta, Lepidoptera, Pyralidae. Gene Ontology annotation, biological process: endoplasmic reticulum to Golgi vesicle-mediated transport. The transcript has 5 exons.